This is a messenger RNA of Cryptomeria japonica (Japanese cedar), 2211 nucleotides long. RefSeq names its product galacturonokinase. Gene Ontology annotation, cellular component: cytosol; cytoplasm. NCBI's taxonomy places the organism in Eukaryota, Viridiplantae, Streptophyta, Pinopsida, Cupressales, Cupressaceae. The transcript has 14 exons. Gene Ontology annotation, molecular function: galactokinase activity; ATP binding. The record is from RefSeq and is a predicted model, not a curated record. Gene Ontology annotation, biological process: galactose metabolic process. Bases 132 to 1640 code for a protein of 502 amino acids.
CCACAAAAUCUUUCAUUGUUUCAAGGUAUGAGCAAAUGACAUGCAUAAGUUAACUGCGACAAAUUUUAUCCUCAUCUUUAACAUUAUUUUCGAAAAAUCUACUUUUGUUGCGAUCUACCUCGAUUGGUACAAUGUCACAGAAUCAUCCCGUGUUAGUAAAAGGCCCUCUCACAAUAUUCCCCACUAAACCCAAAAUCUAUAUAUACAGAUCUAAACCACGGCAGUACAGUGGAGCUCGCAACAACCUUCAGAAUAUACAAUUUCUAUAUAUAGAAAGCAAGCAACCCUUCAAAAAUUCUCUUAUCACACACCCAGUGAUAAAACUUGGAUAUUCUGAUAAGGUGUUGCUUGCAGCUACUGAAAAUAUGGGUGGAUCUUCUUGGCCUACUGCUUCUGAGGUCGAUAGAGUAAAGAGAUCUGCAGCUUCUUUGGCAGGAUGUGAUGUAGACGAAGUACGAGUGGUUGCUUCUCCAUAUAGGAUUUGCCCUCUCGGUGCCCACAUUGAUCAUCAGGGGGGUACCGUGACAGCAAUGACAGUCAAUAAGGGGAUACUUCUAGGUUUUAUCCCUUCUGGAGACAGCAAGGUUGUGCUGCAAUCGGCUCAAUUUAAAGGAGCAGUUCAAUUCAGAAUUGACAACAAUCUAUGCAAAGAAGAUGGUGAAGUUCAUGAAGAAUGUGGAUGGGGUCGCUUGGCAAGAGGUGCUGUAUUUGCUUUGAAAAGUGCAGGAAAAAGCUUAUAUCAGGGUAUAAUUGGCUUUGUUGAUGGAUCAGGACCUUUUGAUAGUUCAGGCAUCAGCUCUUCAGCUGCUGUGGGGGUUGCUUAUCUUUUGGCAUUUGAGAGUGCAAAUGAUUUGAAUAUUUCUCCAUCAGAAAAUAUUCAGCUGGAUAGGAUGAUUGAAAAUGGAUUUUUAGGUCUAAAGAAUGGUAUUUUGGAUCAAUCUGCGAUCCUGCUUUCUCAAAAGAAAUGCCUUACAUGCAUCGACUGCAAGAGCAAAGACUACAAGUUCAUACUUCCUCCCAUAUCCAAUGGAAAUAGUAAUAAUGAAGAGCUGGAGUCCUACAAAAUAUUAUUGGCCUUUUCAGGCGUGAAGCAUGCAUUAUCAAGCAAACCAGGAUAUAACUCAAGGGUAGCUGAGUGCCAAGAGGCAGCUACAAUUUUGCUGGAGGCAUCUAGAAGAACAUCAGCAGAGCCUCUUCUUUGCAAUGUUGCACCAGAAGAUUAUGCAGUACACAAGGAGAAGUUAAAAGAUAACUUAGCUCGGAGAGCAGAGCACUACUACUCAGAAAACAGCAGAGUUCUUGCAGGACUUAAGGCAUGGUCUUGUGGAAAUUUGGAAGACUUUGGAAGGUUGAUGUCAGAGUCUGGAUUGAGUUCUAUAGUAAACUACGAAUGUGGUUGUGAACCAAUGAUACAGCUUUAUGAGAUUCUUUUGAAAGCACCAGGUGUAUUUGGUGCAAGAUUUAGUGGAGCAGGAUUUCGAGGUUGCUGUGUGGCUCUUGUUGAUUCCAAAUUUGCAGAGAAAGCAGCAUCAUAUGUUUUUGAAGAAUACAAAAAGGUUCAACCAGACUUAGCUGCACAGUUGGAAGAGGAAACUGCUGUCUUGAUUUGUGAAUCAGGAGAUAGAGCUCGCCUGAUAUGAUAUAGAGUCUUACCUUGGCUUUGUUUUCAGCUGGUGAAGCUCAGUGCUCAAUUGCUAGCCUGCGCUAUGAAGACAACCAGUUCAAGAUUCAUUAUUAUUUAAGUAUUCAAUUCAAUGUAUGUGUGAAGUGUUGUUGCAAUUUCCUUGCGGUCAUCGCAAAUCUCAAUCUCAUUUUUCUACACUUCAGUUGUCUUAUUCUUUAGCUAGAUUAAUCUGCAAAGUCAGAUUAUCUCAUUGUUUACCACGAUCAUCAGAGUGCUAAUGAAAUUAUAAAUUAAAUGUUCCAUGGAGGAAAUAUGUAUAGUUUACUUCCAGAGAAUGUUUUAUUCAUGAUCCAAGCAAUCUGAACAAUAUUUGUAUUCAUGUUUCCAAGCGAGCAAGUGGACUGCUAAAUUCUACACUUAAUUGCUAUGUUAUUCUUCAGCUGGAUUAAUCUGCAUAGUCAGAUUAUAUUAUUCUUUGUCACUAUCAGACUGUAAAUGGAUUUAAAAAUUACUUGCUCCUUGGAAGAAAUGUGUCUAAUUUACUUCCAGAAAUUGUUUUAUUCAUUAUCUUAGCAACCUUAACAACA